Messenger RNA from Mucor velutinosus, 1305 nucleotides. Its product is annotated as ERMES complex subunit. The coding region runs from base 1 to 1305 and encodes 434 amino acids. Gene Ontology annotation, molecular function: protein-arginine N-methyltransferase activity. Gene Ontology annotation, biological process: peptidyl-arginine methylation. The transcript has 5 exons. NCBI's taxonomy places the organism in Eukaryota, Fungi, Mucoromycota, Mucoromycetes, Mucorales, Mucoraceae. The record is from RefSeq and is a predicted model, not a curated record.
AUGUCUGACGUGCCUGGCGUAGAACACAGAGAUCCGCAAUACUUUGGCUACUAUGCCCAACUUCAGCAUCAACAAAAUAUGCUGCAAGACACUGUUCGUACCUCUACGUACCGUUCUUCCAUCUUGUUGAACGGGCCCAAGUCAUUCAAAGACAAACUUGUUAUGGAUGUAGGCUCUGGCUCUGGUAUUCUCUCCUAUUUCGCAGUUCAAGCAGGAGCCAAGAAGGUGUAUGCUGUGGAGGCAUCGGGCAUGGCUAAAAAGAUGGAAAAGCUUGUCAAGGCUGCUGAUGAAGGCAAAAAUGCCUUUUUGAAGGACAAGAUCCAGGUAGUGAAUGCCAAAAUUGAAGAGCCUGAUUUACCUAUACCCAAAGUCGACACAAUCAUCUCAGAACCGAUCGGCGUACUCUUGUUUCAUGAGAGAAUGUUGGAGAGCUAUGUCUAUGCCAGAGACCACUACUUGAAGCCUGGAGGAGCAUUGUUUCCCUCAAAAGGUAACAUUUAUCUUGCUCCAUUUACUGAUGCCACCUUGUGGAGUGAAACUAUGAGCAAAGCUCGCUUCUGGGAGCAGCAAUCAUUUUAUGGCAUUGAUUUGACUCCCCUGUACAAAGACGCUCGCGACGAAAUGUUUGGCAUGCCUGUGGUAGGUCAUUUCGAUCCUCGUAGCUUGAUUACAACACCUUCGAUUUUCGAUACCUAUGGUGUUGAUUUCUCUACUGUCACUGUCAAAGAGUUGCAAGAUAUCACAAUGCCAUUCAGUUGGACCGCUCAGUAUACAGGCUUGAUGCAUGGUGUUGCAGGCUGGUUUGAUCUCGUAUUUGCACCUCCUCCUUAUGAUCAACCCAAUCCUGAGGAUUUAGGCACCACGGUAGAGAUGUCUACUGGACCUAGCGCUGAACGCACUCACUGGCAACAAGUGCGUUUCUUGUUCAAGGAACCUUUGGCUGUGAAUGCCAAUCAAAAGAUCCGUGGCUGGAUGCGCUGUAUUGUGAAUGACAUGCGAAGCUAUACUAUCUAUGUCGAAGUUACUGCCACGGAUGGUGUUACAUUGAGCGCCCCUGAAGCUGUCGACAAGGAUGCUGCUUUUGCCGAGCCCAGUGAGGACAGACCCUUGGUGCGUCGCGGCGUGUGGGAACUUCAUGAACAAACAUACAACUACAAUUACACACCUGGCAUGAUGCCUGAUCACAAGCCUGAAUACUCAUGUCUUUAUGAGCCUGAAACUCGCUUGGACAACCCGCUUUACCCUCAAAACCUGGAUCUGAAGAGUAUGAACGUCAUGGAUGAUUACGAGGAUUUUGUAAAUUAG